Messenger RNA from Lichtheimia ornata, 1146 nucleotides. RefSeq lists its product as uncharacterized. Bases 1 to 1146 code for a protein of 381 amino acids. Gene Ontology annotation, biological process: regulation of DNA-templated transcription; nuclear pore organization; NLS-bearing protein import into nucleus. Gene Ontology annotation, molecular function: phospholipid binding; structural constituent of nuclear pore; single-stranded DNA binding. Gene Ontology annotation, cellular component: nuclear membrane; nuclear pore nuclear basket; nuclear pore central transport channel. The record is from RefSeq and is a predicted model, not a curated record. The transcript is spliced from 4 exons. Lineage: Eukaryota; Fungi; Mucoromycota; Mucoromycetes; Mucorales; Lichtheimiaceae.
AUGACUGGCCAGUCGCCCAUGUCAUAUACCCCUUCUGGGGCGUUCAGCAUUCCUGGAUCGUCGCCGUUGAGCAACAACAAUAGCAACAACAACAACACAGCAUCAAGUUCUCUCUUUAGGACGAUUGAAACAGGCGCCACGUCCUUGUUGUCAUCGAUGCCUUCCAAUAGCAACAACAGCAUGCCAGCACCUCCAAAACCUUUAUUCAAAACAGUCGACACGACCACUUCACGAUCGAGCAACUCUAUGUUUUCUUCCACUGCAUCCUCCUCAUCCUCAUCGAUACCAUCUUCAUUACAACCAAAGCAAGACUUCAAGUUCAACUCUAUGCCAAAUAUCGUUAACGGCUCGUCGUCGCAACAACAAAAACCCCCUCAUCGUGCAGUAUCUUGGAACACACCACCGACAUUCUUUGUCACCAGCAAGAGCAAUGAUAAUUUGAGUGCAAUGGAUACAGAGCCCACGGAAUCAUACAAUGUAGCGUUUGGCGAGGGAAAAUCGAUCAUGUCAUUGAAUGAUGCCGAGGCAGCCGGAAAAUAUGCAGGAAACAAACGCGAGAGCAUAUCUACCUUUGGCAACGAACGACGAGUAUCAUUCAAGGCAUCAAAAGAAGCAUCUGUGGAUAAAGGCAAAGGUGUUGAAGGAUCAUCAUCCCGAGAUGACGAUGAAAAUGAAUCCAAGAUCAACGUGUUUGGUUUUGCACCCGAGUCCAAGCAAGCUAUCCUUGAUCACUUUACAAAAUUCGGCAAGAUUCUCGAGCAUGAAAGCAAAGGCAAUUGGAUCAUGAUACGAUAUGCCUCGCGUGAUUCAGCACAACAAUCCUUAGAGAGCAACGGCAAAGCUAUUGCAGGCGAUCACAUUAUCGGUGUCACUACAGCUGCUUCUAGAAAAAGGACAACAUCCGAAGAAUCGAUCAAGCCUACAAGUACACGCAUCGUGCCAUUUGGUCAAGCCAAGGAUCUUUACAAGAAACCAGAAGCUAAGAAACCGGCCACAGCAAGUCCUGGCGGCGUUACUCUUGGCAGUGGCAAGGUCGGAUUGAGCGUCCUGGGUUGUCCUAGCAUCACUCCAAGUGGCGAUAUCACUCUUGUUAGUAGCGGUAAAAGCAUUACGAGUAAUAUCAAGGAACUUUUGUUUGAAUGGUGA